Messenger RNA from Solanum stenotomum, 524 nucleotides. RefSeq lists its product as uncharacterized. The transcript is spliced from 5 exons. NCBI's taxonomy places the organism in Eukaryota, Viridiplantae, Streptophyta, Magnoliopsida, Solanales, Solanaceae. The record is from RefSeq and is a predicted model, not a curated record. Gene Ontology annotation, molecular function: kinase activity. Bases 1 to 516 code for a protein of 171 amino acids.
AUGGAUGAAGAAAGUUUUAACAAGUAUACUCGUGUAAAGGCAAUUAAGGAUUUUAGCGAGAAGGUGCGAUUACAAAGGAAUCGGGUUGGUUUUGUCAAGAUGUGGGUUGACAAGGAUCUCCAAUCUGAAGAAAUUGAUGUCGAUGAGUUGUUCCAGAAAAUGAAGCAGAGUAUUGGUACUGACGCAACCAGUGCAACAUCCAUAUCUUCGGAUAUUGCAAAAUUGCAUGCAAAAGGCAUCGGGACAGUGAGUGGGAAGCUGCUUCUUGGAACAGCUGAAAAGAUACCGCCAUCAGAAUUAGUCGAUUCAACUGGUGCAGGUGAUGCAUUUAUUGGAGCAGUUCUAUAUGCUCUCUGUGCCAAUAUGCCACCAGAAAGAAUGUUGCCAUUUCCUUCUCAAGUGGCAGGUAUCGGCUGUAGGGCAUUGGGAGCAAGAGCUGGUCUUCCCCAGCUAACAGACCCUCGAUUGAAACCCUUUUUAGUGAACGAUCCCCAAAACGUGGCCACAUUGCUAUAGAAGAGAAC